CGCCGGUUGCCAUAGCGGCCGCGCCGCUGGCCAUGGCGGCCGGGGAGGAGGACGACGUGGAGUGGGUGGUGGACACCAUCGCCGGCUUCCUGCGGGGGCCCGCCUGGUCCAUCCCCAUCCUGGAGUUCAUGGAGCACAACUGCGAGGUUUUUGAUGAUGAAGAAGAAAGCAAGUUGUCUUACACAGAAAUUUAUCAGGAGUACCAAGCUCUGGUGGAGAGAUUACUAGAGGACUACCUUAAAGAAGUUGGAAUUAAUGAGGAGAAAUUUCAAGAAGCUUUUUCUUCUCCUCUUGCAAAGACCCACACCUCCCAGGCCAUUCUGCAAACAGUGUUGGCUGCAGAAGAUUUUAGACUAUUUAAAAAAAUGAUGGUACAGAAAAAUGUUGAAAUGCAACUGCAAGCAAUUCGAAUCAUCAAAGAAAGAAAUGGUGUAUUGCCUGAGUGUUUGACAGAGGGUUCUGAUGUAUUCAGUGAAAUUGAACAGGAAGAAAUGAAAAUACUCAGGGAGGUUUUAAGAAAAUCUAAGGAAGAGUAUGAAAUAGAGCAAGAGAGAAAGAGGACUGAAGAAGCACAUGCUAAACUCAAAGCUCCAGAUGUUACCCAGCAUUUCCCAGGAGAUUCAAGAGAAGCUGUAAAAGUUAAGGAAUCCACUGAGGGAGCUGAGGAUGCUGAAGAAAGUCCAAAAUGCCCAUUAGAGGGAUCUCAUAAACCUACAAAAGAAGACCCCAAACCAGUACAAAAAGGAACUGAAAACUUACCUCAGCCCUCUUGUACCAAGGGGAAAGAAGACACUAAGAAAAGGUCUGCUGGGAAAGGUUCAGAGAACACAGUGCAAAAAGCUGGGGUGAAAGGACCUGAUUUAUCAGAAACUGAAAAGCAGCAGCUGAAGCAACGUGAGGAUUACCUAAAGAAAAAACGAGACCUGCUGCUGGCUACGAAGAAAGAGUCAAAAAAUAAUGCACCAGCACCCAACACUGAUCAGAAAGAGGAGGAAUCCCCUCCCAAAGAGGAAAUGUCAGAAGAGAAGCAAAGGCUGCUCCAGAAGAGGAAGAUGCUUGCAGAAAAGCUAAAAGAAGAAGUAAUUAAUAAGCGGUAGUUUUAAGAGGCUCAUUGCUGACCCCAAGAACAGAAGGAUGUUUUAGAAUAAAUUAUCAGUAAGUGAGGGAUUUCCAAUCUUGCACUGGGAUUUAUAGAACUUUCAGACAAGCAGCUCAGUACCUGGUAACUCCCUAUUGCAAAUGCCACUGAAACACACCAUGAACACUCGUUUUCCAGAGUGCUGGAAAGUCCCUGACUGUCCCACAGCGAGGCCGUGCCAGCACUGCAGAGCACGGCCCCGCUCCAGCCCUGAGAGCAGAGGCACCGCUGGAGAGCUGGGAAAGGAAUUCCUGUGGCAACAGCUCCGAGCUCAACGUUGGAACUUUUUCAUGUCAACAGUGCAGAAGGUGGUUCCUUCCAUUAGCCCAUCAUAAACCAAUGGCUCUUUUUCAGCUGUGCAGUAAUAAAGUCUGGUUUCACAA
Pyrgilauda ruficollis (rufous-necked snowfinch) is the source of this 1521-nucleotide messenger RNA. It is a transcript of the gene CFAP36, whose product is annotated as cilia and flagella associated protein 36. The transcript is spliced from 10 exons. Lineage: Eukaryota; Metazoa; Chordata; Aves; Passeriformes; Passeridae. The coding region runs from base 33 to 1097 and encodes 354 amino acids. The record is from RefSeq and is a predicted model, not a curated record. Gene Ontology annotation, cellular component: ciliary base; axoneme.